CCGGGCCCGCGCUGGGCCCUGACGUCAAGGCCCGAUGGCCGCCCGCCCGCCCGGCAGCAUGGAGGCGCUGGCAGGCCCCGCCGGCCGCUGAGAUGGACCUCAAGGGCCAGUACUGGACUGACGAUGACUCCGAUGGGGACAAUGAGUCCGAGGAGUUCCUCUAUGGCGUCCAGGGGACCUGCGCCGCCGACCUGUACCGGCACCCGCAGCUGGAUGCCGACAUCGAGGCCGUGAAGGAGAUCUACAGCGAGAAUGCCGUGGCCGUCAGGGAGUACGGGACCAUCGAUGAUGUGGACAUCGACCUCCACGUGAACAUCAGCUUCCUUGAUGAGGAGGUGGCGACGGCGUGGAAGGUGCUGCGGACGGAGCCCAUCGUCCUCCGCCUGCGCUUCUCCCUCUCCCAGUACCUCGAUGGCCCUGAACCGUCCAUCGAGGUUUUCCAGCCAUCCAACAAGGAGGGCUUUGGGCUGGGUCUGCAGCUGAAGAAGAUCCUGGGCAUGUUCACAUCCCAGCAAUGGAAACAUCUCAGCAAUGAUUUCCUGAAGACCCAGCAGGAGAAGCGGCACAGUUGGUUCAAGACGAGCGGCACCAUCAAGAAGUUCCGUGCUGGCCUCAGCAUCUUCUCCCCCAUCCCCAAGUCUCCCAGCUUCCCUGUCAUCCAAGACUCGGUGCUGAAGGGCAAACUGGGCAUCCCUGAGGCUCGUGUCAACCGCCUGAUGAACCGCUCCGUGUCCUGUAUGGUGAAGAACCCCAAGGUGGAGGUUUUCGGCUACCCCCCCCCCAGCACCCAGGCAGGUGUCGCCCCCUUCAACAUCCUGGUCGGUGGCCACUGCAAGAACGUCCCGACGCUGGAGUACGGCUUCCUCGUCCAGAUCAUGAAGUACGCGGAGCAGCGGAUCCCAACGCUCAACGAGUACUGUGUGGUGUGCGACGAGCAGCACGUCUUUCAGAACGGCUCCAUGCUCAAGCCGGCCGUGUGCACCCGCGAGCUCUGCGUCUUCUCCUUCUACACCCUGGGCGUCAUGUCCGGCGCGGCGGAGGAGGUGGCCACGGGCGCCGAGGUGGUGGACCUGCUGGUGGCCAUGUGCCGUGCUGCCCUGGAGUCCCCUCGCAAGAGCAUCAUCUUUGAGCCUUACCCUUCCGUGGUGGACCCCAACGACCCCAAAACACUUGCCUUCAACCCCAAGAAGAAGAACUACGAGCGGCUGCAGAAGGCCCUGGACAGCGUGAUGUCCAUCAGGGAGAUGACCCAGGGGUCCUACCUGGAGAUCAAGAAGCAGAUGGACAAGCUGGACCCCCUGGCCCAUCCCCUUCUGCAGUGGAUAAUCUCCAGCAACAGAUCCCACAUUGUCAAGCUGCCUCUCAGCAGGCAGCUGAAGUUCAUGCACACCUCGCACCAGUUCCUCCUGCUCAGCAGCCCCCCAGCCAAGGAAGCGCGGUUCCGCACCGCCAAGAAGCUCUACGGCAGCACCUUCGCUUUCCACGGCUCUCACAUUGAGAACUGGCAUUCCAUCCUCCGCAACGGGCUGGUCAACGCUUCCUACACCAAACUGCAGCUGCAUGGAGCAGCCUAUGGCAAGGGCAUCUAUCUGAGCCCCAUCUCCAGUAUUUCCUUUGGAUAUUCAGGGAUGGGGAAAGGGCAGCACCGGAUGCCUUCGAAGGACGAGCUGGUGCAGCGGUACAACCGGAUGAACACCAUCCCGCAGACACGCUCCAUCCAGUCCCGCUUCCUCCAGAGCCGUAACUUGAACUGCAUCGCGCUGUGCGAAGUCAUCACGUCCAAGGACCUGCAGAAACACGGCAACAUCUGGGUCUGCCCCGUCUCGGACCACGUCUGCACCCGCUUCUUCUUUGUGUAUGAAGAUGGCCAAGUAGGAGACGCCAAUAUCAAUACUCAGGACCCCAAAAUCCAGAAGGAGAUCAUGCGUGUGAUCGGGACUCAGGUGUAUACAAACUGAGUGGUGGGACACCCCCGGGACCCCCCAGCACCGAGUGAAGCCCCCGGGCUGGGGAAGGACGAGUGGGUUUCAAGGCCGAGAUGGGGCCAAAAGUGGCGGCUCCCCCUGUACAUAACGUCCAGCAUCCAGUGAGCACCAGGCAGGUUAAUGGUCCCUUGUCCCCUCCCCGUCCUGUCCCCCAGCGUCCCGAACCCUAUGGCAGCGCGGAGAAGGAGCUGCAGGGGCUGGCGUGGCCGGAGGCCGCCCCUCCUGGCGCUGGCAGCGACAGGGGUUUUACUGACAGUGAGAAACUGAAGCAAAAAAACCAACAACCAACCAACAAACCAAACCCAAAAACAGAGAGAAAAGAAAAGAAAAAAGGAAUCCGUGUCCCUGGAAAGUAUUUAAAUAGGCUGGGGGGGAAGGGAUGGGAUCGCGGGAAGGGACAGGAUCAUGGGGAAACGAUGGGAUUGCAGGGAAAGGAUCAUAGGGAGUCGAUGGGGCUUUGGGAGAGAGUUGGGACUUCGGGGAGGGAAUUGUGCGACCCUCACACCAUGGCAAAGGGGUUGUGCUGUGGAGCAGGGGCCACGCCACGGAGAAGGGACUGUGCCUCUGGGACGGGCCCACGCCAGGGACAUGGGGCCACACUGAGGGUGGCAGAGGUUCCCCUUGGGCUGGGAGCGGCUCCCACGGGAUCAUCCCGGGAACACCGCGGGGUCCGAGGGAUUGAGAGUAACAAACCCUGGAGCAGCCCCUCACUGCGCCGCGGCGUUGGGUCCAGCCAGGGCUGAUACAGGAAGGUGAGAACUGACCUCAGAAACCUCCUGGUUCAGGUUCAGUCACCGGCUGAGACCCAACAGGCUCGUCUCACCGCCCAGGGCACUCAGUGUCACCUCUGCGGUGUCCCCUGCCCUUGGGGAGUGACAGAGGGACUCCACUGUCUGCCCAGCAUCGCUCACUGCCCCCAACGGACACCCAAACGUGGGUGAUGUGACACCAUCCCCUCACCACCCGCCCCAUUGGUGUUCUGCUGCGAUUUGGGGGGUUUGGGGUUUUUUACCCCUUAAAUAAAUAAAUGAAGCCACUUUCCCACGAA
Molecule: messenger RNA, 3033 nt
Organism: Strigops habroptila (Kakapo)
Lineage: Eukaryota; Metazoa; Chordata; Aves; Psittaciformes; Psittacidae
Gene: PARP6
Product: poly(ADP-ribose) polymerase family member 6
Exons: 22
Coding region: 93-1958 (621 amino acids)
Biological process (GO): endoplasmic reticulum unfolded protein response
Cellular component (GO): endoplasmic reticulum tubular network; nuclear envelope; intracellular anatomical structure
Molecular function (GO): protein serine/threonine kinase activator activity; kinase binding; NAD+ poly-ADP-ribosyltransferase activity
Source: RefSeq, a predicted model, not a curated record